Molecule: messenger RNA, 461 nt
Organism: Psammomys obesus (fat sand rat)
Lineage: Eukaryota; Metazoa; Chordata; Mammalia; Rodentia; Muridae
Product: 40S ribosomal protein S15-like
Exons: 1
Coding region: 48-461 (137 amino acids)
Biological process (GO): translation; ribosomal small subunit assembly
Cellular component (GO): ribosome; cytosolic small ribosomal subunit
Molecular function (GO): structural constituent of ribosome
Source: RefSeq, a predicted model, not a curated record
ACUGCGCAGACGCAGCCGACGCUUGCCUUUUCCGAGCAGCCCCAGAGAUGGCUGAAGUGAAGCAGAAGCCGCAGACCUUCCGCAAGUUCACUGACCGUGGCGUGGACCUGGACCAGCUGCUGGACAGGUCCUAUGAACAGCUGCUGCAGCUGUACAGCGCCCGCCAGAGGCGGCGCCCGAACCGGGGCCCGCGGAAGCAGCACUCUCUUCUCAAGCGCUUGAGGAAGGCCAAGGGGGAGGCUCCGCCCAUGGAGAAGCACCUGAGGGACAGGAUCGUGGGCAGCAUGCUGGGCGGGUACAAAAGCAAGACCUUCCGCCAGGUGGAGAUCAAGCCGGAGAUGAUUGGCCACCACUCCCUAGGCGAGUUCUCCAUCACCUACAAGCCGGUGAAGCGGCGCCCGGCUGGCAUCGGCGCCACCCACUCCUCCCCCUCACCCCCCUCAAGUAGCCGCGGCCAAUAA